Drosophila serrata is the source of this 4272-nucleotide messenger RNA. Its product is annotated as Ecdysone-induced protein 78C. Lineage: Eukaryota; Metazoa; Arthropoda; Insecta; Diptera; Drosophilidae. Gene Ontology annotation, biological process: regulation of DNA-templated transcription. The record is from RefSeq and is a predicted model, not a curated record. Gene Ontology annotation, molecular function: nuclear receptor activity; zinc ion binding; sequence-specific DNA binding.
AUGGAUGUAUACCAAAUAGAGCUGGAGGCACAGGCACAAAUCCGCUCCAAUCUUCUGGUCGACACCUGCGCGAAGCACUCGGCGGAGCAGCAGCAGCAGCAGCACCAGCUGCAGAUCAAGCAGGAGGAUCUUAUCAAGGACUUGGCCCGGGAACAGGAGCAGCCCAGCGAAGGAGAGGAAGAGGACGAGGAGGACGAGGAAGAGGAGGAGGAGGAAGACAACGACGAGGAGGAGGAGGAGCAACACGAAGAGUACGACGACGAGGCAGAGGACGAAGAAGCAGUAAACCCAGAAGGAGUCCAACUUCCGCCGGUCAAUUUCAAUGCAAAUUCGGACUUUAAUUUGCAUUUCUUUGACACACCGGAGGACUCGUCCACCCAAGGGGCCUACAGCGAGGCCAAUAGCUUGGAAUCGGAGCAGGAAGAGCAGGAGGAACAGCAGCGGGAGCAUAGGGAGCUCCAGGACUGCCUGAGUGCCAUUGAGGCGGAUCCCUUGCAGUUGCUGCAGUGCGACGACUUCUACGGGACAGCGACUCCGGUGGAGCCGCAUCAUAACAACAAGCAACAUCCGCAUAAGGAACACCCACACCCCGGACACCAGCAGCAUCCGCAUCCUGCACCCCAGCAGCCACACACACAGCUCCUGAGCACGCUGAGCAAUGGUGGAGGUGCUCUGUACACCAUCAGCAGUGUGCAUCAGUUCGGUCCGGCCAGCAACAACAGCAGCUCCCCAUCCUCCAGCGGCGCCCACGCCUCGCCGGACAGCGGCUGCUCCACGGGAUCGGGAUCCUCGGGAUCCUCCUCCUCCUCCUCGGGCGCGGUCUCCUCCUCGUCGUCGUCCAGCUGCUCGGAGCAUUUCGGACGCUCCACCAACGGCAACGCCGCCAGCCACCCAGCAACAUCUUCAUCUGCUCCGCAUCUGAACAAAGAGCAACAGCAGCAGCCAACGACGACACAGCUGCAACAGCAGCAGCAACAGCAACAGCAGCAGCAACAGCAGUUGCAACAUUCGCAGCAACCAUCGUUUGGCUUAGCGGACAGCAGCAACAACAGCAGCUGCAACAGCAACGGCAGUAGCAGCAACACCAAUAGCAACACCAACACCAACACCAACAACAACAACAACGGAGUCUCCUCGAAAUCAUUUGUGCCCUGCAAAGUCUGCGGUGACAAGGCAUCGGGCUACCAUUAUGGUGUAACCUCCUGCGAGGGUUGCAAGGGUUUCUUUCGUCGCAGCAUCCAGAAGCAGAUCGAAUACCGCUGCCUGCGAGACGGCAAGUGCUUGGUCAUCCGGCUGAAUCGCAACCGCUGCCAGUAUUGCCGCUUCAAGAAAUGCCUCUCAGCUGGCAUGAGCCGCGAUUCUGUGCGUUAUGGUCGCGUUCCCAAGCGUUCCCGUGAGCUGAACGGAGCAGCCGCCGCCUCCGCUGCCGCUGGCGCCCCAUCCUCGCUCAAUGUGGAUGACACUCCUGGGACAACACUGCACCCAAAUCAGCUUCAACAGCAGCAGCAACAUCUCCUGCAACAGCAGCAACAUCAACAGCAACAUCAACAGCAACAACAGCAGCAGCAACAGCAGAACCAACAGCAACCGCAUGUGAGCGGUGUUCGAGUGAAGACACCGAGUACUCCACAAACGCCACAAAUGUGUUCGAUCGCCUCCUCACCCUCGGAGCUCGGCGGUUGCAAUAGUGCCAAUAAUAACAAUAAUAACAGUAGCGGCGGCGUUGCCUCCAGCGGCAUCGGCGGCCUGAAUGCCAGCGGCGGCAGCGGCGUAAGCGUAGGCGUCGUAGUCGUCGGUGGUCACCAGCAACUGGUGGGCAGCAGCAUGGUGCAGCACAACACAGAGGUCGGGGGCCACCACCAUCAGGUGGGCAUGUGCCACGACGGACUGGCGGGCACCGCCAACGAGUUAACCGUCUACGAUGUGAUCAUGUGCGUGUCGCAGGCCCAUCGCUUGAACUGCUCCUACACGGAGGAGCUGACCCGGGAUCUGAUGCGGCGACCGGUUACAGUGCCACAGAAUGGCAUCGCCAAUUCGGUGGCAGAGAGCCUAGAGUUCCAGAAGAUCUGGCUGUGGCAGCAAUUCUCGGCCAGAGUUACGCCCGGCGUGCAGCGGAUUGUGGAGUUUGCGAAACGCGUACCUGGCUUCUGUGAUUUCACCCAAGACGACCAGCUCAUACUCAUCAAGCUGGGCUUCUUCGAGGUCUGGCUGACGCACGUGGCCCGUCUGAUUAACGAGGCGACACUCACGCUGGACGACGGAGCCUACCUGACGCGCCAGCAACUGGAGAUACUCUACGAUUCGGACUUUGUGAACGCCCUGCUGAACUUUGCCAAUACCCUGAAUGUGUACGGUCUGAGUGACACCGAAAUCGGCCUCUUCUCGGCCAUGGUGCUGCUGGCCUCCGACAGGGCGGGACUCAGCGAGCCAAAGGUGAUCGGACGGGCUAGGGAGCUGGUGGCCGAGGCGUUGCGCGUCCAGAUCCUGCGCUCAAGGGCCGGCUCACCGCAGGCGCUGCAACUGAUGCCGGCGCUGGAGGCGAAGAUACCGGAGCUGCGGUCGCUGGGAGCCAAGCACUUCUCACAUCUGGACUGGCUGCGGACUUGCUGGACCAAGCUGCGCCUGCCACCCCUCUUCGCCGAGAUCUUCGACAUCCCGAAGGCCGACGACGAGCUGUAGGAUGGGGGAGAUGGGUGGAGAUCCCCAGGGCCGUGCAAAGCAACCGCAACAAACAAUAUUCAACCACUUGUAGGCUUAAGCAACGUAGCAUGUAGAGAGGAGGGACAGGAGAUCAGAUACACGUCUACUCAGCAUUACUGGAGAUAGUUCACUAAGCCCACUACUACUCGCCCAUCACUACUCGCAGCAGUGCUGGAGCGUUCGAGCUUCGAACUCCCCCGCUGAACAUAUCCAUGCGCAAACAUAAAUUAUUUAUUUCAUUGUUGACUCAUCAAGCUCCACACCGAACAUCACCGCAUCACCUUCGCCCCAUCCCAACAUCCUUCCGAGCACAGCCAGGCAAAAUUAAGGAUAAAAGAGAGAAAGGGAGAAGAAUGAAAGCCGCAUCCAUCCCCACUCAUCAUUGGCCAGCUAUCCAAGGCAUCUAUUCAGAACUCGACUGAAGAGCGAGCGUUAAAGUUCGAUAAAUACUGGUUUUUUAAAUAUUAUUAUUAACUACUAUAAACGAUAUCGGAUAUAUGUGUACGUUACAUCUAGAGAUACGGAUUUAGUGUAGUCGAGAAGAGCAAAAAGACCCCUUUCGUUUGCUUGCAAAAGUUGGAGAUCCCAUACGAUACGACAUAACAUAUAUACAUACAUAUAUGCAACAUGAUAAUUCUACGCCUUAGUUUAAAUCCUUUCGAAUUGAAGAUCGAUGCGUUUAUUGUAUCUGCGUGUAAAUAAAUUUAAAUUAAUUUUUAACAUUAACUCGCUGCGACUUGAUUAUUUUUUAAAGCUUCCCCUCAUCCAUCUCCCCGAAGGAUUCCGAACCCCGGAUCCUUCUCAUUCAGAAAGUGUUCAGUUUUUCGCUUAAGAUCAUAUAUUUAAGCCCUUGGGUUAGACACCGCCACCAUCUAAGUUAAGUGCUUUAAGGCUUCAUUUGUAUAACUCGGAACAAUCAGAUUGUUUGAUCAAUUUUUGAAUGGAUUGGUGCUAAAUUUGUGUGUUAAGUUUACAUGGAAGACGACAGACAAGACAGCCAGACAGACGAACAAUGAUAUACCUUAAUAUACAUAAACAUAUAUAUAUAUUUAAAUCUAUCUAUAUAUCAAAUACAUGUAUGUAAAAAUCAAAAUGGAUUCUUCUCUAAAGCUCUUCAUUGAUUGUUGAAUUUAUAUAGACAAUUUUUGUAAAUUUUAUUAGUGUGACAAAGGAAAAUAUUAAAUGUAGAGAGAGGCAGCUGCGGUCCAGACCAGGAUCAUAAAAAGAUCCCGAGAGAAUCGCGACUGCCGUUUUAUGCUCCAUGUGUACCUUUCGCUUAUUGAAUUAGAAUAUCGAAAUCAAUAUAUAGAUCUAUAUACAUCAAUUUGUAGACUACGAUUCGCAAUAUCUUAGAAAAAAAAAAACCAAAACACUUGCUAUGUUCCCUCUCACCCAAACCCCCUUCAGAUCCACAAACUAUUAUUUCGAUCCAAGCACAAACCCCAACAAAUCUCUGUGUUAAUUUUGUAAACCAGUGCGCAUAAUGGAACCUUGUGAAUGUAGCAUUAAAACGACAACAAACCAGAAACAAACAGAUUUUUAAUUACAUUAUUAACUUAAACCUAAACUAUU